AAUCCAUCGGAUAAAUUGGAUUUGGUAAUCAUAAUCCCGCUGCCUCUGCUUAUACAGCCGGCCUCACCUCACCAUAUAAUCCAACCGCAAAUUCUCCAUCUGUUAUCGCUUAAUCUCCAGCUUAAUUAAUGGCUAAACGCUACUUUAAGCUCAAAUUCCCCAGGGUUAUUUCCCUAAUCCAAUUCUGUCGUCCCAAACACCACUCCCCUUUGCCGGCAAUAUACCGGCUGUCCCCUGUAAACGCCAAAGCCAUGGACAUCGGGUUCCCCAACCGCCCGGCACCGCCGCCGUCCACACCGGAGCACAACUCCGUAAAGCGCUGCGUGUUCUCCAAGCCCGCAAAAUCCACCGGCUGCGGAUCGUGCCGGUCCCGGUCAUCCACGCGAUUCAUCUCCGACUGUAAAGUUGAAAUCAAAUCAUCCGCGGAUAAUGACGAACUUAAUCACAAUUAUAAUAACUACAAAGAUAAUUUUAUGCCGCCUAUUUCGGAAACCGAGAAUUAUUACAGGAAGAAGCGGAAGGAGGAGAAGACGAAGAGGAAGAAGAAAUCGAAACGGAAAGCGAAACUGGAGCUUCCGUUUAUAAAUACUUCUUCGGGAAACUGGUCCAGCGGCGAAUUCGACGGCAGCCAAGAGAACAGCGAAGAAAGCAGAACUCCGAUCUACUCUUCCAGCAGCUUCUCGAAUGAAUUCUCGCUGGUGAUGGAGACGAUAGGCAAGAAGAUCUCGGAAUCGCACAAGCAGAGCAGCAAGAAGAGACCUAACGGUGUCGACUACGAUAAGGUUCGUAGAUCGAAUUCAGAUUUGGAUUCGAAGAAACCGGCGGCGACGGGCGGAGAGUUCGGAAAGAUAAAGACGGUGCUGCGGCCGACGAGGGUGUGCAGAGGGGGCGAGAGGAAGGUGAGGGAGAGCGUGGCGGUGGUGAAGAAGUCGGAGGAUCCCUACGAGGAUUUCAGGCGGUCGAUGAUGGAGAUGAUCAUGGAGAAGCAGAUCUUCGAGGCCAAGGAGUUGGAGGAGCUCCUCCGUUGCUUCUUGACUUUGAAUUCCCGCCACUACCAGGAUGUUAUUGUGGGGGCUUUUUCUGAGAUUUGGGAGCUCUUGUUUUCUGACCCUUCGGACCAAGGGGUAAAUUUGAAAAAUUGAUGUUGUCGUUUUUGCCCCUAAUGGUUUUACUGAAUUACUUAUGCAAAAAGAUUAUAAAUACAUGAUUUUUCUAGCAUUACUCGUAAA
Molecule: messenger RNA, 1229 nt
Organism: Pyrus x bretschneideri (Chinese white pear)
Lineage: Eukaryota; Viridiplantae; Streptophyta; Magnoliopsida; Rosales; Rosaceae
Product: transcription repressor OFP7-like
Exons: 1
Coding region: 129-1142 (337 amino acids)
Biological process (GO): negative regulation of DNA-templated transcription
Source: RefSeq, a predicted model, not a curated record